AUGGCAGCGGUUGAGGUUUUGUUGUACGGAAGCGAUUGUGGAUUGAAUACGACCUUUCCUUGGACGAUUGGAUGGGAUGAGGGGGAUAUUCGCAUGAGGCUGAGAUUCAUUGCAAAGGCUUGGGAGGCUUCGCAAACACAGAAAGAUUUAUGGCAUUCGGGAUUGGACGAGAGCCUCCAUCCGAUACAAGCCAGUUCUCGCAGGCGAAUAAACGAAAGAUUGAGAACCGCUAGCUUACUACCAGGGUGGCAAUGGCAUAGGUCUACACAAGGCGACGAAGAGAAUAUAGUAGACCUACACGACACUAGUUCACUCGCCAAAUCACAGUCGCAAGACUAUAUCAAACACCCCGCUACCCCUAUAACCUCGCGAGAAAGAAUACGUGAACCAUUACCAUUUGACGAUCGUAGAUUAAACCCCUCUGUCGAUUUCAACUACCAAGAUGGAUUUAAGGUGGCUGCGAAGAAGAAUAAGAGGGCAAAUGCAAAGAACAAUGCGCCAGUAUACAAACCCAAGGAAGACGAUGGAGAUGAUGGCAUGAAGAAAAAUGAUAAUGAUGGUAAUAAUGGCGAUGCUGGAGCUAAUGGGAGUGGUUCUGGCAAUGGGGGAGAUGACGAAAAGGAGGAGGAGAGAAGAGAAGAGGAAAGGAGAGAGGAAGAGAGAAAAGAGGAGGAACGAAAAGAGGAGGAGAGGAAAGAAGAGGAGAGGUUAGAAGAGGAGAAGAAAGAAGAAGAGAGGAGAGAGCAGGAGAGAGAGGAAGCAAAGAAGAUUGCUGAGCGGGCUACAGAAAACAUACCGGACAGCUACACUAUAACGGCUAAGAAAGAGAAGAAGAAGAAAAAGGGAAGAAAUGCCGAGCCGGAACCAGACCCUCUUCCACCUCCGCCCCCUCCCGCUCCCGAGAUAAAGAUUGCCGAAACAUUUGACGACAUCAAAUUGGAUGAUAAGCCAAAGCCUGACCUGAAUGUAGAAUCUGGUGGAAGUACUGCAAGCCCAAAAUUACCCGGUGUUCUAGGUGGUUGGGGCAGUAGUUGGAUUACUGGAGUGUCUAAAUGGGGAAUUGGAAGCGCAACAAGCGCAAGGACACCAUCUCCAGUGAACAAGGCCACCGAGGAUGCCAACAAUCCUUGGAGUAAUGAACGUGAAGAAGAUCUUGGGUUUAAUAUUGGCCUUUCCAAGAAAGAAGAUAGGAAGAAGAAAAGUAAAGGUACCGUAGCUUCAGCGAUAGACAAGUUUGAAGUGGCCCCAAAAGAAGAACCCAAAGUGGAGCCUCCGAAACCCAUCAAUAUUCCUAUUUCGGACGACGCUGCUUGGGGUGCUUGGGGUGCUACAAGCAAAAAGAUGAAAGAAGACUCACCUCCACCGGAUCCUAUACCCGAGCGCGAAAAAGACCUAGAGCCCGAUCCUGUUCGCGAAUGGGCGAAAGAGGAAGAACCAAUUUCUGCUUGGGGAAACACCAAAUCGGGUAAGAAAAAAAAGGGAAAGAAUGCAAUUAUUGACGAACUGCCAAAAGUAGAAGAACCACCGCCAGUCAUUGAACCACCGGAGCCCGAACCUGCAAUUGAGGACAAUAAAGAAGAAGAAGAAAAAGAAGAGGAGGGUGGCUGGGGAUGGGGACUUACUAAAAAGGAAAAGAAAAAGAAGAAGAAAAUUACAGAAGAGCCACUUCCUGCCCCAGAGCCCGAAAGAGAACCCACACCCGAACCCGAACCUGCACCGGAACCGGUAAUCGAACCACCACAACCCGAACCGGUCUGGGGAGCCAAGUUGUCUAAAAAAGAAAAAAAGAAGAAAGGUAAGAACGCUGUUGUGGAACCUGAAAUUGUGAGGGCACCGCCACCGCCGCCACCUGAACCCGAACCAGAGUUAGAACAAGAUGAGCCUGCAGAGGAAACUCAAGCAUGGGACUCAUGGGGACUUAGUAGUUCUACAAAGGACAAGAAAAAGAAAUCCAAGGAGGAAAAUUUGCCAACUGCUCCAGCGAAUGGUGGCUUUGAUUGGGGAUUUGAUAACAAAGAGAAAGAUGAGGAACCACUUGAAGAAGAAUUCCAUGAUCCAGAUCCCGAACCGGCCCCGAAAUCUGUUGAAUCUGUAGGUAUUUGGGGUGCUCUUACCUCAAGCAAAAAGAAAGAUAAAACCUCGGGCAAAGAGAAGGACAGGAUCUCUAGCAAGGACAAAGAUAGGAAGAAGAGCAAGAAGAGCGCUGAGGAACCCAGAAUCAUCGAUGACUACGACGAGCCUAUACCUGCACCGGCUCCCGACCCGCCUCCAGCUGUUAUGGACGAUUUCAGCUGGGGAUUUGCUUCUACUUCCAUGAGGGACAAAAAGAAGGGGAGCAAAAAUAAGGAACCUUCGCCCGAGCCUGAGAGUAAGCCGAUAUAUGAAGCCAUAGAACCUGCAAAUAAUGAUGAUGACUGGAUGAAUUGGGAACAAAACACCAAGAGCAAAGAAGAAUCUCUACUCCCUGUUGAUGAGUUUGAAGAGCCCAUGUCACCUCCACCGGUACCAGACGCCCCCCCGGCUGUUGAUGAUUUCAUGGGAUGGGGCUCUUCUUCGAAAGACAAGAAGAAGAAAAAGAACCUUAUUGAAGAACCCCCCAAAGCUGAAUCAUUCAAGGAUUCUAAAUUCGAUGACUUUUUCAGUCCGGUUUCAUCAAAACCAGCAGUCAAACUCACCAAAAAAGAACAGAAGGAUGCGGACAAAGCUAGAAGGAAAGCUGAAAAAGAAGAAGCUGAACGAAAAUUGAUUGAAGAGAAAGAGGAGGCAGCUAGAUUAAAAGCCGAGGAACAAGGAAGACUCGAAGCCGAGGAGCAAGAGAGACUUGAGCAAGAAAGACUCGAGGCCGAAGAGCGAGAAAGGGUUGAAGCGGAAGAGAAAGCGAAGGCCGAAAAAUCCGAAUCCGAAUCCGAAUCAGAAUCCGAACCAGAGCCUCCCAAAAACGAUUGGAGUUCAAUAUGGGGUCUUGCCUCAGGUAGCAAACCAGACAAAAAGACUGAGAAAAAGAGCAAGAAAAAGAACGUCCUUGAGAUUGAAGCUCCUCCUCCAGCCCCAACACCCCCAGCAGAACCUGAAACAGAUAACUUGUGGGGCUUUGGAUCUUCAUCAAAGAAAUCAAAAUCCAAGGAGAAAGAAUCCCCUCCUGUCAAACUCAGCAAGAAGGAACAGAAGGAAGCUGACAAGGCGGCCGAGAAAGCUAGAAGAAAGGCUGAAAAGGAAGAGGCUGAAAGAAAAUUGAAAGAAGAGCAAGAAGAGGCAGAUAGGUUAAAAGCUGAAGAGCAAGAGAGACUUGAAGCCGAGGAGCAAGAACGAAUCGAAGCUGAAGAGCAAGCGAGAGUCGAGGCCGAGGCUUUGGAGGCCCAAGAGCAAGCUAGGAUUGAAGCUAUAAGAUUAGCAGAAGAGGCUGAAGCAGCCAAACCGAAAGUUAAAUUGACAAAGAAACAACAGAGAGAAGCCGAUCGAUUAGCAAAGCUGGAAGCUGAAAAAGAACAAGCCUCAAAAGAGGCCGAGGAAGAUGCUGCUCGAGAAGCCGAGGAGGCAAGAGAGGAGGAAGAAAGGGCAAGAGAGGAGGAAGAACGAAUUAUCAGAGAGGAAGAGGAAGCCGCUAGAAAAGAAAUGGAGCGUGUCAAUAGAGAGGCGGAGAAGAGAGCUCUUAGAGAAGAGGCCGAAGCUUCUAGACGGCUUAGAAAAGAAUCAAAAUCAAGUAAGGGUAAGAAGUCUAAACACAGCAAAGAACCAGAACCUCUUCCUCCAACACCACCACCACCGCCAUCACCGCCAAUCCCAACGAAAGCUCCAACACCAGAACCAGAUGAAGACCUAGAACCAACCCAGGAAGAAGUAGAUGAAAUUCUAGCAUUAGGUAAUCGCACAACAACCGCAAAGCCAGCAUCUCAAGCUUUUAGUUUUUGGGGAGCUCCUAAAAAAUCACCAGUGAUAGAGAAGCCAUCACCGAGCAAGGAUGAUAGGGAAUUUGGUAAAACUAAUCUUGCCGAGGCAUCCACUAAGAAUCUCAUGGCUUGGGGCACGGGAUCAGACGAGAUUGCGAUUGCUGACAAAGCGAUGCGCCCAGAAACCUCUUCCAAGAACAAGGACACAACAACCAAAUGGCCACCACCAUCAAUAAAAUCAAGCUUGUUAAAGAAACCAGUUGGAGGUACCAUCGCUGAUAGGUUAAGGGCAUUUGAAGCGAAUAAACCCCCUGAGGAGCCUCAUGAAUCUGAAGAAGAAAUAGAUGAAUAUUUCCCAGCACCUUCUCCACCCCCACCUGCUGCGCCGCCCGCGCCGACCAAGGAAGAAAGGAGAAAACUAAAAUCUUCCAGAAGAGACAAGGAAAGGUUGGAAGAUCCGGAAAUUCUUCCUGGUGCAUUUCCGGAUUCUGCAAACGGCGACGAAAUCAUUGAUAUUGUCGAGAUGCCAAUUCAAAAGAAAAAUAGGCACAAAUCUAGUAAGAGCAAGGAAUCUUCUAGAGCACCUCCUGUACCCAUUGAACCACCGACACCACCUCCUGAAGUAGAACUGGAACCGGAACAAGACUCGGAUCAUAAAUCUAAGAAAGAACGUCCUCGAGUUGUUCGCGAUGGAUCUUCUUGGGGAGCGUGGGGGGCAGAGCCUCGCAAGGAAGAAAGGGAGAAAAAGUCAUCCAGGGACCGUGAGCGUAGAUCCGAUGAGCCUCAAAUCACUAGAGAGGAGAGAAGGUCUACCAGGGAAUCCGACCCUCGGCACUCUAAAUCUAGAAGAUCAUCUACUAGAGAAGAGAAGACUUCUUCAUCCAAAGACUCAUCUUCAGACAAAGCAGAUAAAUCCUCCAAGGGAGAUAACAGACCACCAGUUUCUAGGGGAAUUUCAAAUAUGUUUGGGCCCGCUACUCCACUAUCGAGGUCUAAUUCAAAAUCUGAAAAGCGACCAAGUGUGAGUAGGACAAGCUCACGCCGACAAUCUGUCAACAUGGAUAGCUCCAACUACGCAACUCCAAUUCCCGACGAUUCUCGUGAGCCUCCUCCAAUGUCCGCAAAGGCUGCAAAAAUGUUUGGUAUCGGUGUCCCUGGCAAGCUUUCAAGAAGCAAGUCCGAAAAGACCAGGCCAUCACGUGAUGAUGACGUGGUAGAUGAUGACGUGGCAGAUCCCAUUCGUCAGAGAUCUAGUCGCGAUAGAAAAGGAAAAUCAAAGGUAACUGAUGACUCAAUGUUUGAUGGGCAAGCUCUACCACCUGUACCUAUGCCUCCGCCACCCAUGGAUAUACCAAUUCGAAGGAAGACCAGGCCUACCACAGACUGGACUGCUAGUGCUAGAGCGUAUCAACAAAGAAGACAAGACGACGUCGACAUGGAGGAGCAAGGAGGUCCAUCUGAAAUCCCAGGUACACCUGGACUUAAACGAACUGAUUCGAGUGCCCGCAAAUCUGGAUUGGGUGGCAUGUUUGGUGGCGUCUUUGGAAAAAAAGAUAAAGAAAAGGAUAGACCAGACCUUAAACGUCGUAGUACGGCCCCAGCUGAAGAUGAGAACCGUGCAUACAGAAGGGAUGAACGAAAGACUAGACGAUCUUCUAGAGGUCCCGAGAUUGAUGUCACCAUGACAGGUGCCAUUUCCGAGGAAGACCAGGCGGCACAAAAAGCAGAUCGCCGCGCGAGGAGGGCUGAGCGCGAUGCAAAUCAAAGAGGUACGAAGGAUGUACAAACGGCAAAGGAAGAGUCAAGAAAAGAGCGCCAAAGAAGCGGAGAGGAAGAUGAACGUGAACGUGAGGCACGACACGCUGCUAAACGAGACAGACGACUUGCUGAAGCUGACAAACGUCGAGUCGAAGAGGAGCGAGAGGCCGAACGAAGAGACAGAAAAGAGAGAAAGGCUGCCCAAGCAGAUGGCGAGCCACGAGGUGAAGAUCCAUAUCGGUCCAAACGUCGACGCAGUCACAAAGAUCCCGACGAUAGUGAAGCACGUCGAAGAAGGCGGGCAGAGCGGGCAGAGCGGGAAAAAUCAUCGGAUCCUCGAAAAUCGAGACGCAAGUCUGCACCUGCUCCAGAGCCGGAAUUUCUUCCUGCAGAUGGCCCAGUCAACAGUCAUUCAAAGCCCAGGACUUCAGCUUGGCCUCAUAGUGGUACAGGCUCUUGGGUGAAAGAGAAUGCAGAUGCUCCCCCUCCACCCAACGUCCCCACCGGUGAAGCAUCCCCUGUUGAUGAGACAGUUGGCGGAGAGGCUGAGAGAAGACGAAUGAGAAAGACAAGACGCGAAAAGGAGGAGAUAGAGAAGCCUACAAGAAGCCCAGAAGGCAGUCAAGAAGAUCCUCCACGAGAAAGUCGGAGAGACUCCGGUUUCGAGACGUCCCGCGCGCCGAGUGCUUCUGGUGGCCUCUCUCGUUUUCGGAAGAAAUUUGGGUUUUAA
Botrytis sinoallii is the source of this 6375-nucleotide messenger RNA. RefSeq lists its product as uncharacterized. The record is from RefSeq and is a predicted model, not a curated record. Bases 1 to 6375 code for a protein of 2124 amino acids. NCBI's taxonomy places the organism in Eukaryota, Fungi, Ascomycota, Leotiomycetes, Helotiales, Sclerotiniaceae. The transcript has 5 exons.